CAUGGUUUUUUGUUUGAAGCUGUAACUAGUUUGGAAGCUUAUGGUGCAUGGUUCAUCCUUUCGCGAGCGUGCAUGGUUAGGUUGGCACAGCUAGAUGAUUGGGUCAUCUGUAAGAUCUAUAUAACAUCGAAAGCUGGCAAGAUUUAUGUGACAUAGGAAGAUUUACUUGAAAUACAAUCAGUAAACAACGCUCCAUCGGAGCCAGAAGCAAAAAGGAGAAGAAUGGAAGAUUCACAAACUAUUGAUUCACUUUACGUGCACCCAGCCAGGAUAUUGCCGGUCAUUGUCAAAUUCUUCAGCUGCCAGACAAUAUUCUAUCACUGCUCGUCAAUGUGUCGGGCAUGCCCAUUGAUUGUUGCUCCUGUACAUAAUAUGCUGGUGAGGAGCCAAAUAUUCCAAAGACAUUGCUGAUGACUUCUUCCAAAUACAUCAGCUCACUGAUGACACCUUGCCGCAGUCUGACCCAACCGUUCCGGUGCAUGUGGAGACGAUGGAAGAAGGUCCAACCAAGUGUCAAGGCUAGCUAACCUUGACUUGAUGCUGAGGAUUCCAUCAUUACCUUCUCUCCAAAAAUUAUGCAAGUUGGUGGUGAGGAGACGGAGGAGACUGAGGAGAUGGGCGCAUCACUUGAGAGAAAAAUUAUGCAAGCCGGUGGUGAGGAUACGGAGGAGACUGAGGAGAUGGCCGCAUUACUUGAGAGAGAAAUUAUGCCUGAUGGUGAGGAGACAGAGGAGAUUGAGGAGAUGGUUGCAUUACUUGAGAGAGAAAUUAUGCAAACUGGUGGUGAGGAGACUGAGAAGAUAGCCGUAUUACUUGAGAGAGAAGUUAUGCAAGCUGGUGGUGAGGAUACGGAGGAGAUCGAGGAGAUAGCCGCAUUAGUUGGAAGAGAAAUUAUGCCUGAUGGUGAGGAGACAUAGGAGACUGAGGAGAUGGCUGCAUUACUUGAGAGAAAAAUUAUGCAAACUGGUGGUGAGGAGACCGAGGAGAUGACCGCCUUACUUGAGAGAGAAAUUAUGCAAGCUGGUGGUGUGGAGACGGAGAAAACUGAAGAGAUGGUCGCAUUACUUGAGAGAGAAAUUAUGCAAGUUGGUGGUGAGGAGACUGAAGAGAUGACCGCAUUACUUGAGAGAAAUUAUGCAAGCUGGUGGUGAAGAGAUGGAGGAGACCGAGGAGAUGACCGCAUUACUUGGACGAGAAUUACGCCUGGUGGUGAGGAGACGAAGGAGAUUGAGGAGAUGGCUGCAUUACGUGAGAGAGAAAUUAUGCAAGCUGGUGGUGAGGAGACGGAGGAGAUUGAGGAGAUGGCCGCAUUACUUAGGAGAGAAAUUAUGCAAGUUGGUGGUGAGGAGACAGAGAAGACUGAGGAGAUGGCCGCAUUACUUGAGAGAAAAAUUAUGCAAGCUGGUGGUGAGGAGACUGAGGAGACGGCCACAUUACUAGGAGGAGAAAUUAUGCAAGCUGGUGGUGAGGAGGCAGAGGAGACUGAGGAGAUGGUUGCAUUACUUGAGAGAGAAAUUAUGCAAGCUGGUGGUGAGAAGACUGAGGAGAGGGCCGCAUUACUUGGAGAAGAAAUUAUGCAAGCUGGUGGUGAGAAGGCCGAGGAGAUUGAGGAGAUGGCCGAAUUACUUGGGUCACUUCGUGAUGACAUCUCUAUGCCGUCGAUUGAUGACAUAUUCCGAUAGUCGGUUGAUGACAACUUUAAUGAAUAGCUUGUUUAUGUAUCUUGUAGUUCUUAGUUAUCCUAAAUUUGCUUCAUGUUACAUUCCUCGAUAGUUCUGUACGCUACAAAACCGAAAUAUCUCACUGCAAUGAUAUACUAAAUCUGCCAAUUGCUUGCUAUAUGAAACUCAUACCCUUGUCUUUACAUACUUCAUGCUUGGAUAUGCUACAUUUUUUUUUGUUACUUUGAGAAACAAGAAUUUCUCGGAGAAAUAUUUGAAGUGAAAUAUAUGUCAUGUGUAUAUAUA
Molecule: messenger RNA, 1967 nt
Organism: Phoenix dactylifera (date palm)
Lineage: Eukaryota; Viridiplantae; Streptophyta; Magnoliopsida; Arecales; Arecaceae
Source: RefSeq, a predicted model, not a curated record